AUGAAAUCCUCCAGAUUAUCAUCAUCACUAUUUAUAAUUUAUUUGUCUCUAAUGCUUUAUGUUGCUCUUCCAGCAUUAUCUCUCAACUUGUACGAAAUUGUAUGCAAUGAGGCUGGCCAAGAUGCCAAUAGUUGCAUGAACAUUUUAAAAACUGACUCAAGAAUUGUUGCAGCCAAAAACUAUCAUGAUCUCUCAAAGUUUAUCUUGGAGAUGGCAUUCAGUAAGGCAACAUCAGUUCAAUCUUAUUAUGUCAAAGUUGGAAUUCGUUUCCCCGAAGAUAAAGCUAUUAGACAAUGUUCACUUGCAUUCUUCGCCGAUGCUAUGGAAGAUUUUGAAAGUGCAUUGUAUAAAUUGGGUUACAAUCCUAAAGGUGCAAUUGAUGAUAUACAUGACGCUGGUAAUGAAGUUAAAAGAUGUGAGAAAGCUCUUGCAGAUGAAAAGUCAUACAAUCCCUCAAUUCAUGCUCUAAACAAUGGAAUCUAUUUGCUUAGUGAAAUAUCCUUUUUAGCUGUAAAUCAUUUUGCACUUAAGGGAGGUUUGUAA
Lathyrus sativus (Indian pea) is the source of this 543-nucleotide messenger RNA. The record is from the annotation of a GenBank genome assembly. Lineage: Eukaryota; Viridiplantae; Streptophyta; Magnoliopsida; Fabales; Fabaceae.